UGACCGUCCGAUCCUUGCGCGAGCCAUUAUGAAGCGUCGAAAACAAUCACCACACGCUAUACGAUGGACGGACCCGUUGACUCUCUCCGUGAUCCCCUAACCCUAACUCCCCACUGCCCCCGUUCGGAUUCGAUCGAACCCUCGACGACGACGACGACGAAGCGCCCUCUCAUGGAUCCCAUGCUGUGGCACAAGGUCGCCGCCGUAUCCGGUGUGGCGGCGCUUGGAUUGGGCACCUACGGAGCUCACGUUUUCCGUCCGAAGAAUGCUUCGUACAAGGAGGUUUGGCAAACCGCUUCUCUCUACCAUUUGGUUCACACGGCCGCCUUGGUUGGAGCUCCAUUCACGAAACGCCCUCACAUUUUUGGGGGUCUUCUUACGGCUGGAAUUUUGGCAUUCUCUGGAACGUGCUAUACUGUGGCUUAUCUUGAAGACAGAAAGUAUGCAUUGCCAGCACCAUUUGGUGGCUUUGCAUUUAUUGCUGGCUGGGCCAGCCUCCUCUUCUAAUAGAUGUGUACAACACAACACUGUAUAUUAAAACAAUCGCUAUUUGUGAUGUUCUAUCUUGUUAUCUGCUGCACAUAAUAAAAAAUUCGCCAAGUUCGAUAGUCAAUACCUGGGAGUUCUUGCUUAUGUUCUUUCUUAUCUGUCUACGGUCAUUUCAUCUCUUGGUGAUUGUCCAUUAUGUAUUUGUUAAUCCACAUUCAUUAAAAUUAA
Messenger RNA from Ananas comosus (pineapple), 717 nucleotides. RefSeq names its product transmembrane protein 256 homolog. Bases 64 to 507 code for a protein of 147 amino acids. The transcript is spliced from 5 exons. NCBI's taxonomy places the organism in Eukaryota, Viridiplantae, Streptophyta, Magnoliopsida, Poales, Bromeliaceae. The record is from RefSeq and is a predicted model, not a curated record.